AUGGCCGAAGAAAGUACACCUGUACCUGCAACAUCUGUUACAAAUGAGGCCGUGACCCUUGUUACUCCUGCUGUUGAAGUUGAAAAAGUCUCGGUUACUGACGUUGCUCCCAGGGAGGAAAUCAGAGAAGAAGAAGUCGAGCAUAAAGUUUUUGUAGGAAAUUUGGCUUUCUCAACAAAUGAACAAGCAUUAGCCGAAUUUUUCAAUCAAACUGGCAGAGUUGUCAAGGCCAACAUCAUUACUCGUGGCUCACGCUCUUUAGGAUAUGGUUUCGUUGCUCUUGAAACCGAAGAAGACGCAAAGAAUGUUGUCGAACAAUUAAAUAAGCAAGAAUUAGAUGGCCGUCAAAUCAAUGUGGAAGUUGCCAAACCCAAAAAUGAGAGUUCUGCUGCCACUCAUCAUAAUCGUCGUGAAGUUAGCGGCGAAAAUAAUGUCGAAAUUAAUGAUUCUACAGCGGUUACUGACGUCCCAGCUACAAAUGGUACCAGCGAAAACGACAACGCACCACCUAAAAGACGUGGCAGUUAUUUAAAGACUGGAGAGCCAUCCAAGACGGUUGUAUUUGUUGCAAAUCUCCCAUUUGCCAUCAAUGAUGAUGGUUUGAAAGAUAUCUUCAAAGAUUAUAAUGUAGCUUCUGCUCACGUUGUUUACCGUCGCGGUGGACGUUCAAAGGGUUUUGGUUUCGUAGAAUUGGCUGAUGAAGAAGAACAAAAGAAAGCUCUUGAAGGAUUAAAAGAUGUUGAAUCAGAAGGUAGAGUAAAUUGA
This is a messenger RNA of Funneliformis caledonium, 765 nucleotides long. The record is from the annotation of a GenBank genome assembly. Lineage: Eukaryota; Fungi; Glomeromycota; Glomeromycetes; Glomerales; Glomeraceae.